AUGGUUAUUGGGACCGGAUAUCCAAGCCCUCGAAGAAGUGAAGGCCCAGAAACUACAACAGUAAUUCUUCCAUCCAUGCAAUCGAAAAUGGCACAGGAGGUGUCACUAGUCGCGGUUGACGGUUCUCGACCGAGGCUGGCUGUGAGGCGAACAAGAGAACUGCCCAAAAAUUCAUCUGGUCAAAUUUAUUGUGAUCAUCCCGAUUGUCAGAAUCAUAUCCCAUAUUUUAAGCGUCCAUGCGAGUGGAAUAAACACAUGGACAAACACGACCGUCCAUACAAGUGCACCAACCCUGAUUGCGAGAAGAUGCUAGGCUUCACCUACUCAGGGGGUUUACUCCGCCAUCAACGGGAGGUGCACAAAAUGGACAGCAAGGGGAAGAAGUUGAUGUGUCCCUUCCCUGACUGUAACCGCAGUUCAGGGAAAGGAUUUACCAGACAAGAAAACCUCAAGGAACAUCUCCGUCGACUUCAUAGAAGGGGGCAUGGACGGUCUCUAGACGACCCUACUUCUCCGGAAGUUAACGAACACGAAAAUAGCACCUUGGAGUCAUUACUGCCCCCUCCUAAAAGGAAACGAGACAGUAGUGAGUCCAGUUCCUCCUCAGAUGAAGAGCUUUCGAACUCACUCGAUCUCCGCGAUGAGGUCACUCGGCUGCGGCGGGAACUUCGCCGGAAGAACUUGAUGGUUAUUGAGCUGGAAAGGGAGCUGAAGCAACUACAACAAAUCCGGAAGGUUUGA
Molecule: messenger RNA, 741 nt
Organism: Paracoccidioides brasiliensis Pb18
Exons: 2
Coding region: 1-741 (246 amino acids)
Biological process (GO): regulation of transcription by RNA polymerase II
Cellular component (GO): nucleus
Source: RefSeq, a predicted model, not a curated record